Molecule: messenger RNA, 8241 nt
Organism: Poecilia latipinna (sailfin molly)
Lineage: Eukaryota; Metazoa; Chordata; Actinopteri; Cyprinodontiformes; Poeciliidae
Product: cyclin-dependent kinase 5 activator 1-like
Exons: 3
Coding region: 554-1558 (334 amino acids)
Biological process (GO): brain development; axon guidance
Cellular component (GO): protein kinase 5 complex; cytoplasm; growth cone
Molecular function (GO): cyclin-dependent protein serine/threonine kinase activator activity; protein kinase binding
Source: RefSeq, a predicted model, not a curated record
UCUUCUUCUUCCCCGUUUUCAGGUUUUGUGUCAGUUUAGGGAUCAGAACCUGUUGUCUCUCUGUUCUGUCUGAAGAUCCGUCCGAGCUGUGAGCAACAGCCUCGACCGACCAAAGUAAUCUCUUCUUAAUGGAAGACAUCUUCUCUCGCGCUCUGAGGCGCUUUUUCGCAUCUAUCCUGGGCCCGUGUUCCCAUCGACGAAGGAGGGGCCCCCAGUGAGCGAGGCAAAGGGGGGCGACCAGAGAGACCACCGGCUGGGGGGAGAGAGAGAAGCGCGUCAGGCUCUGUUUAUGUAGGCUACCAUCCGGGACGGAAGCCGUUUUGAGCCGCCGCUGGUGGAUGCCGAUGGUGUGCAGAUUUUUUUUCUUCUUUCAAUCUGAAAGCGCCGAUCCGUCGAGAAGGAACACAUGGAUCUCAUAGGAGAGAGGAUUAAUUAGAAGGUCGUAACUCCUCCGCAAUAAGUCACUCUGGCCCCUUCAGAGCUCUUUGUCCUCACCAGUCAAAGAGCUUCUCCCCGUUGAGUCCGGUCCGUCUAAGGAGUCUGAUCAGACAUCAUGGGAACGGUGUUGUCGCUCUCGCCGAGCUACCGCAAAGCUGCUCUCUUUGAGGACGGCCCGGCCACAGUGGGCCACUACACAGCUGUUCAGAACAGCAAGAAUGCCAAGGAGGCUGCGGCAGCGGCUAAGUCCCUCAAACGCCCCUCCAUUAUUAGUGCUUUGCCAUGGAAACGGAUCGUUGCUGUAUCAGCAAAGAGGAAGGGCUCCAAGAAGCUGCAGUCAGAAGUUGGGGACGGCGGGAAAGGGAGCUCCCCGGAGGGCCACGCAGCCACCACGACCAACUCAGCCUCCAACAGCCUAAAGCUAAAAAAGUCUCAGUCCUGCGCUAACCUCACGUCAUACUCAUCUGGUCAGGACCCCUCGGCUGCCACCACCACUACCUCCUCCCACCUGCCCACCUCCAAGACCGUUGCAAACGUAGCUGCUGUAGUCGCCAAAAAGAAUUCCCUCACAGGACCUGGAAUCCUGCCUUCCACCGCCGCUGGAACGCCAAAACGGAUCAUUGUUCAGGCUUCCACCAGUGAACUGAUGCGUAGCCUCGGAGAGUUCCUCUGCCGCCGUUGUUACAGACUGAAGCGCUUGUCCCCCACAGACCCAGUGCUGUGGCUGCGCAGCGUGGACCGCUCCCUGCUCCUGCAGGGCUGGCAGGAUCAGGGCUUCAUCACUCCAGCCAACGUGGUCUUCCUCUACAUGCUGUGCCGUGACGUGGUCUCGUCCGAGGUGGCCUCUGAGCGGGAGCUCCAGGCCUCGCUUCUCACCUGCCUCUACCUUUCCUACUCCUACAUGGGCAAUGAGAUCUCUUACCCGCUGAAGCCCUUCCUGGUUGAAGCAGAGAAGGAAGCCUUCUGGGAUCGCUGCCUGGAGAUCAUCAACCGGAUGAGUGGCAAGAUGCUUCAGAUCAACACCGACCCACACUUCUUCACCCAGGUGUUUGCCGACCUGAAGAAUGAGAGCAAGAAAGAGGAAGAGAAAACUAAGCUUCUCAUAGGCCUUGACCGAUAGAAAGGAUCUGGAAGGUGAGUUAGGAAAGGUGGAAGGAUAGAGAGGUUACAGUCAGGGAAGGCAAAUGGGAAACAGAGCUGUCUUAACUUAGAGAGAUACAGUCGUCUGGCAUCUCUUUUGGUCCACCAUUUACCAAAUUUCUUGUUCGUAGCCCCAAGGAAAAAAACAUUUCAGUUCAUAAAUAGAAAUGAAAUCACCAGAGCCAGCUAAUGAAUCACUUAUACACAAACAGAUGGCCUGUGGGACAGAUUUACCAUGUCAGAGUCAAUACAGUGUGAGACCCUGAGGUGGUUCCUACACCUUCACACCAAUUAGUCCACUGGACCUGAUCAAAGUAUGACCUCUUAGCCUGAAUAACUAAAGUGACUUGGCUAGAAAAAAGAAAACUCAAGACAUUUUCUCUAACUACAGGUAAACACUGAACAUCAUUCAAAUGGGGAAAAAUGUCUCUUAUAGUGCCUUGCAAAAGUAUUCAGACCUCUUGAAGUUUUACACAUUUUGUCAUGCUGCAUCAAAAAACUGUGGCAUAUUUUAAUAAAUUAUUUUAUUGUACACAAUGAAAUAAUUUAUUUUUAUUGGGACAUACAUGGCUUAGAGCAAGAAGACAUGAUUGUUUCUAGAGUUGGACAGUACAGUAAGUACAGUAAGUAAUUGAGAUACUAUUUUUGAAAAUUGCAAUGAGAAUGUUGGCUACAACAGACCCAUGUUCUUAGACUCUUUCCUCAUCUUUCAUCACAAUGUUUCCACCAGUCCUUUUGUGGUAGAGCAUCUAGGCCAACAAAAAUGUCCAUCCACUGUGGGACCAGAGAACAAAACGAUUUCUGACAUCCAAAAAUUGCAUACAUGGCACUUAAAAUAUAAGAUUCCUCCAAUUAGUGCAUCAAAGCAUUCUUAUCAUAUUAACUGUGAUGUGGCACUCUGAUAUGUUUUUGAAAAAUUGAUACAUUGUUAUGUGACAAAAUGUUGAAAAGUUCAAAGGACUGGAAUACUUUUGCAAGACACUGUAUAAUAUCUCUUAUCUAGAAAGCAAAGUUCUUUUGGAGAUACUAACAGGAAGUAUUUCAGAGAUAUUUUUGAUAUCAGUCUUUAGCCUUAGGCAACAAAUCAAUCUGACCUGGAACUUUUUCAGGGGAUAUCAUCUGAAAUCUUCCAAACUGGUUCAGAGACGGCAGACAUGGACCCACAUUCACAUACAGCACCAAUCAAUAGUAUACAUUUUGAGUCAAUGGCUUGACUUUUGACAAAUAUGUUGUGUUUUACACGCAUUGGCACUAAAUCACUCCAUGAAACCCAAACACACAGCCAACAACUGGCCUCCUCCUCUCAGGCUUACUCUCAUGGUCUUGCUCAAGCUCCUUAGCUGACACCAUGAUGUGGGAGAGGGGAAGUCGAGCAGUAAUAUUUCUCCCCGGUGAAAUUCUCGCUGUAAUUAAAUAUUCCAUCAACAAUAUAUCUAAAGUACUGUAUUUUAAAGGAGCAUUCACAUUUUAUUCAGGAAAACUCCGCAAACCGACUACUUAUAUAGAAGGUUAAGUGAAAUCUUAGUCCUUCUUGCACAGAUCAUUGAUCAUUAAGCAAACCUACCCGCCCUUAAUAUGUUUACAUUUAUGAAAACAUGACAAAGUGCAAUACUCAACCCUCCAGGGCACAUAUUUACAUGGGGAACAGAUUUAGUUGUUUUAAUUGCUGCAUGUCGGUGCUGAAUACUGAAAACAUAAGUAGGGAAGGAAAAAAAGAAAGGAGCAGGGAAGGAAGGAAGGAAAGAAAGAAGGAAGGAAUAUUGUAUUCUUGGUAACUUCCUGUGUCAUGAGGGACGUCCUUAAGCAUAAAUACUGAAACAUCUGAAGAAAACCUAGUCAUAUCAGAGAGUACAUAGAUGUAUUUCCUCUUCCAAGGCAGUUCUAUGACUUCACCGUUUGGUUCUUGAGACCCAGGCUGCCGGUACCAUCCUCCGUCUCCACUGCUCAGUGCUUUCAACAGCAACACGGACAAAACUUCUUUCCCUUCACCUACCUUGCUCCGGACCAGUCAAUCUAGUCCAAACCAGAGACUAGAUACAUUUUUAGGUCAGGCGACCUGGUUGGCUUUAUGUUCUGACCAAGCUGUCUGACAUGCAUGUGUGCUUCUGUAGGUUCCCUAGCAUGCUGCUUUGUGUUGGACACGCUGCACCUCAACAACACAAAAGAGACUGAGGGGUGGUCAUGCUGAACUACUGGAAGUAAGACACCAUGUUGUGGCAUCAAGAUGACAUCUCUCUCAUGGGGGAGACUGAGUGACUUGGGUUAGAAUUUAUUCAUGAAAGAGCAGGCAGUAGCCCUUCAUUUUAAACUUCUAUUAUGUGGUGACAUAGCACCAGGGUUGAAAACGAGCCCACAUGAUUUCCAGUAACUGAAGUUCACUGUAGAAUAGAUAGGCCUCAUCUACACCUCUCCAGAUAUUUUUUGAAGCAGAUUUUUUUUUUUUUGUCCUUCAGUUUGGAAAAAGUCUGCAUCUGCAUUGGCACGGUGCAGUAGGAUUCCAUAUCAUAAUGCUGUAAGGCCUAUUUUGUCCCAGCGGGUGGCGAUAAUGAUGACAAUAAUGAUAUUGAAAUUCAAAAGCAGAGGAUCCUCUUAUAAACCCUCGUAACGCCUUGUUCAUGGCUACCUUUCUGUCUACGCAAAUGACAUCUCAGAACUGAAAUGCCCUUACAUGGGCACCAACUUGUCAACUAAUUUUGUAAUCAGUAUUACUUCAAAGUGAUGUUCAUGACAUCAGAAUGCCCAGUAGGCAUCUACGACAAAAAGCUGGACUUGAACUGGGCCUCAACACCACUCUAAGUCCCCACAUUCCAAAACCCUUUCUAGUUCAUUCAUGCCAUUUACAGAAAUGUGUUUGAAAUAAAAAGUAAUUUUACUUAGGGCCUGGUCAAUGCAAAACAUGUUUUAGGGUCAGGGAUGGGGUUAGGGUUAUGUUUAGGCAUUAAGGAAUGAGGGGAUUGCGAGCGGUGGGUCCUAAGGCUGGACCACAAGACCACUGCCUGGACAGUGUCAGCAUUUGAUUGGGGAAAAGGUCCACAUUUAACCCAGACACCUUAAAUCCGAUGUAGUUGUCAUGCCAGGGCGCAAGAUGGCGAAGGGGAUUUUAACAUGUUGAACCUUAGCUUCCAACUCACUAGCUUCCAGUCCAUUUAGAAAACAGUAACCCGUCUCUGAUGAAUCAAGUAACACACAAAUUCCUAAGUUGUGUUAAAGUGAACAGGUAAAGUAGCAUGCACAGUACAAAAUGCUAUCCGCCACUGUUGAUGUUAUUAUCUGAUUAAAUCCUACAGUCGUGUGUUCUGCACAUGUGCGCUUUCACACCUGUGGAAUACUCCACACCUCUGUGGAGGUUGCUGCAGAAAGGUUUCACUCUGAGCCCUGGCUUCAAAAGGUGCCGGUGUGAGAAACUCUGAUCACUGGAGAUGUGUAAAGGAGCGGCUGGAUUUCAACAAGAAUGUUACGGUUUCGGUGAAAAUAUCAGCUCUGAUGCUUCAGACUGAAAGCCUCUCUGAAGCUUUUCCAUCAAGAAAAGAUUCAAAAUAUUAUUCCAAAACAAUUCUAACUCAGUGUGGACAUGCACAAAAUGGGAUGAUACGUCAUUUUUAAUAUUUUCCGUGUUAUCAAAUCAUAUGGAUGCACCACAAACAUUCUAAAGUUCAUGGUUUUUAAAACUCACCUUUGGAAAGGUAUUUUUUUCUUUCUUUUUUUUACUGAACUGAAAAUAUUUGGUUUCCAAAAUAUCUGGUUUGUGUGGACAGGCCUUUAGUUCAUAAACUUCUAACUUGCUACAGAAUUUUCACCUAAUUUGUGAGACAAAUGAAAGGUACUUUCGAUUGCUACUCGUCAAGGUAAAGCAACCAGAGCAGAGCCACAGAGGAUGACGGUUUGACAUUAUCAUCCCAGAGGCUUUACCUGGAUAAUUUUAUGUCAUAAAGUCAAACUGUAGCAAAUAAACUGUCUUCAGUUGUUAAAAAUCUCUGCCUUCUCAUAAAGGUCAGAGAUCUUGUGCCAUAUCAUUAUGAAGACUCAUUAUUUCAUAUAAAACUAAAAAAUAAAUAAAUAAAAAAACACAAAAGAAGAAAAAUGAGCCAACUCAGAGUUUCUGAGUCCUGAACAAGAGAGACUGUAAAGAAAAAAAGUUUUUCAUACAUUCUGUAUCAGAGAUGUAGAGCAGAGAAGAAGGACUUUGGUGGGUUGCAAAAACAUGGAAGCUUGUGAUUUUGUUACACAAUGAAAUUGUACCUUUGUUAAAUGUAUGCCAACUUUGGAAUCACAUGACUACAGCAUUCAACGCAUCUAUGUGGAUUUUAUGAUUUCUGAAGAAUAAUAAUAGGCUAUUUGAUGUUUCAGAGUACUGAGCAAAAUCAGAAUUGCGUUUCUAGGUGGCUUUUGAAAACAGAAGGAAAUGGCUUUUUAAACAUGAUAAAUGACUAUGAAUUAUCUGCAAAUUCCAGAUGAGAUGUGUCCAUGUUGCAGAUAUUUGUCAAACUCUGGUUGCAGUUUGGAAGUAUAUGGAACUUGGCUGGGCUGCAGCAGCUAAAAUGAUGAAAAUCAUGUAGCCAUAUUACUACAUCAGACCUCACAAGUCAAAUAUGCAGACAAAGGAUGAAAUUAGGCCAAAAGAGCUUAUUUAUAUGUCACUCUACCUGGAAGUUUCUGAUGGCUUAAUCAGACCAGUAGCAUCUCUUUUAAAGGCAUUUCCAACCUGACUUUCCACAUAUUGUUUUCUCUUUAGCAGUACAAACUCCAGUAGGUAAUACAUCUGUUGCUGCAGGGUAAUGGAGGGUAAAAGAUGUGUCCAAACGGUAGAGAUGCUAAUUUUCCCAAGGCCGUCCAAUGAAUCCACAGAAGUCAAGGUGAAAACAAAUACCUUGUUUUUCUAGAUUUCUGUGAUUUCGGCAGGUCCAACAUUUCAAAGAGCGAGAAUGAAUGUGCCGUUAUUUGAUUUCAAUUCUUGGAAAAGUAGCUAAAAUCUUAAGGGUUUGUUAAAACCAGUACAAGCUUUCUGUUCUCCUGCAGUGAUUUUACAAUAGCUAUAUCUUAUCACCUUCAGUUAACCCGUGAGCUAACUUUUCAUUGCUGCCAGGAAAUUUAUUUCUAAUUGACCUAAUGUAGGCCUAUUUUACAGGCAACAAGGUAAAACUGUGCUGGAAGACUUUAGUUAUACCAAAUUGGUCUUUGGCAAAAAGUCAAUAUCUUAAUAUUGUUCUUGGAAUGUAAUGUUGGUGAAUCUUGGCACAUGAAUUUGCACUGUCUAACUGCUUUACAUUUAAUGUUGUGUGACAGAAUUUAAAUGUAAAAUUGUGCUAGCAGGUUUGCUAAAGUAUGAACCUCCUCAAAGGGAGCUAAGUUUUUCCAGUAGUUCACACCUAAAAGCUCUAACAUUCGGUACCAACACACAGAGUAUGUUCAACAAACUGUUGAACAUACUCUGUUUGUUGGCAGACAGGCAUUUGGUUCAUAAACCAAAGGCCAUUUAAUUCAAAUGCCUUUGAAUUAAAUUUGUCAGGCAUUUGAAUUAAAUGCUAAAUGCUAGCAUGACUGUAGCUUAGCUAGUCUACAUGUCUGUUUACUACAAACUCAUGAAAUCUCAUAGAUAUAUCUUCAGUUUGAGAAACCCAAAGCUUGAUGAACAUUUUGUGCCAAACUCCAGCUGCCAACCUGUGACCGAACAAUCAUUCUAGAAAGAUAUUGUUUUGCUAGAAGCUAACUAGAUCAUGUUGAAAUCUGAAGUCUCCACAGGGCCUGUCACUGAAAAAAAAUAAGCACCCAGCUAUAUGGGGCAGUCAGUUUGCACUCAGAAGUCAUAACUAAUAUGUUAUAUGUUGGGAAAAUCAAUGUUAACAGGUUACCAAUGGCUGCCACACGUUCAAAAUAUAGUGACAAUUCUAAUAGAAUAUAUUUAUUUGCACUUCUGAUGGUUUGUAUGUCAUGAAAUCAAUCACAAAUCAUGAUACUCAUAUUGAACAAGUUACAGUGUUUUCAUCCAUAAGAUGUAAUGUGGACUUGUAUAAGUUAGCCUGUUCACACAGAACAAUUCUCAAUUUCCACUCAUUUUGCAUCUAUCAGCUGGAAUAUAUAGUUAAAUUCAGGGUGACAUCAUUUCCAGAUUAAGCUUUGACUUCGGUGAUAAAUGGACCAUAACGGUAUAUUAAAAAUAUUAGAACAACUAUGUGAAUGUCAGAUGAUGAUUUUUGUCAGACAAGUGUUGAUGUGUUUUCCCUAAAAACAAAACGAUUUGUGAACAUUUAUCCACAUUUUUGCACCAAGCUGCUCCCAUCUGGUAGGGGACAGUAACCUGACAAGCUUAAGGUGAUAACACCAGAAGGAUCGUUUUUGUGAUAGAAAAGUGUGACUUGGCAAUUUCUGCCCAAAUUUUCAUCCAGGAUCAACUCAUUGCAAUGUGCCAUAUUUUAUCUUGCGUCAUGUACAAGACAAAAACUAUUGUGGAAGCUUCUGAUAUGAUGAAGUUGGUUCAAUUUUACUCCCUUUUCAUUUGUGGCUCAUGUGUAAAGAAGAAUCUUUGUUGAACAAAAGUCAAGGCUACUAGUGUUACUAGAGUGCUAAUGCUGCAAUAUGUUAUGUGGAUGUAUGAAUAUGUAUGUGAGAAAUAAGAAUUAUUUGAUCAACUGUUACAAUGACUUUAUAUAAAAAUCUUUCCAAGCA